Messenger RNA from Heteronotia binoei (common prickly gecko), 1075 nucleotides. RefSeq names its product glutathione S-transferase A4-like. The record is from RefSeq and is a predicted model, not a curated record. Bases 8 to 679 code for a protein of 223 amino acids. Gene Ontology annotation, molecular function: glutathione transferase activity. Gene Ontology annotation, biological process: glutathione metabolic process. NCBI's taxonomy places the organism in Eukaryota, Metazoa, Chordata, Lepidosauria, Squamata, Gekkonidae. The transcript is spliced from 6 exons.
GAAAACCAUGGCAGAAAAACCUAAACUUUACUAUUUUAAUGGAAGGGGGAGAAUGGAAUCUGUCCGCUGGCUCUUGGCAGCAGCUGGUGUUGAGUUUGAAGAAGAGUUUUUGGAAACUAGAGAGCAGUAUGAAAACUUGUUAAAAGAUGGAUACCUGCUCUUUCAACAAGUCCCAAUGGUGGCAAUUGAUGGACUGAGGCUGGUGCAAACUCGAGCCAUCCUCAACUACAUAGCUGCAAAACACAACCUCUAUGGGAAGACCCUAAAGGAGAGAGCUCUAAUUGAUAUGUAUGUGGAAGGAACCACCGAUCUCAUGGGACUAAUCAGGGUUCACUACAAAUUAGAGCCUGAAGAAAAGGAGAAGAAUCUAAGUUUGAUCAUCGAGAGAGCCACAAAAAGAUACUUCCCAGUAUAUGAAAAAGUUUUAAAAGACAGCGGUCAGCAUUUUCUGGUUGGAAACCAACUAACCUGGGCUGAUGUCCAACUAAUUGAGGCCAUAUUCAUGGUAGAUGAAAAGGAGCCCACCGUUCUCUCAGAGUUUCCUUUAUUGCAGGCUUUUAAAGUGAGAAUGAGCAACAUUCCUACAAUUAAGAAGUUCCUGCAACCCGGCAGUCAGAGGAAGCCUCCUCCUGAUGAAGCUUUUCUAGCAACGGCAAAGAGAGUCUUCAACAGGAAAUAAAACAAACUGGGAACAUGCUGUGAUUAUGAGCUUAUUUAAACUGCUUCUUGUGAGGAGCUGUUUAUAUUUGAGGUUGUACUGAUGAUCCUGGACAUUUGUGGACUCCACUGAAUUAUUAGUUAUGCUGGAAUUGAUUUUCCUAAUAACAUUCUGAGACUGAUUCAAAACCUAUUAUAACUAAAUAGGAAAAAUGAACAUCCAGAUCUUGAUUCAAAUAUUUGAUAAUUUGUAAUCCAUUUACUGAUCACGUGAUGUUAUCAUAUUUUGUAAUCCACCUUCUGGUUGAUGGGAAAGGUUCUGGGUUUUUUUGGUCAUACUUGUAAUCCAGUUUGAAUCUCAGUGGGAAAGGAAGACUAUAAAUGGAAAUAAUGACAAAUAAAGUAUACUGAGACAUUU